This is a messenger RNA of Pocillopora verrucosa, 1266 nucleotides long. RefSeq lists its product as uncharacterized. The record is from RefSeq and is a predicted model, not a curated record. Lineage: Eukaryota; Metazoa; Cnidaria; Anthozoa; Scleractinia; Pocilloporidae.
ACCGCAAGAAAAGAUUUUGCGGUGUAAGUGGGACGUCUCAGACUUUUUCACGACGGCUGGAGUUAUUUUCACCUUGUGGUUUUCGAAAACAGAGUUCACCUUCGUAGCUACUACAAGAGAAAUAAGAUCAACUGAAUUUACCAUGGUGGAGAGUAUUUUUGGAGGAAAAACUUCGUACCCACUAAACUGCCAUGAAAGAAAUGUUUUUCAGCCGCGACUAACAGAAAGACGGCUUUCCGUACAAUCGACGCAUUUGAACACAAUCUCCGAAACUGGCGACGAGUGCCCGCCGUCCACCUACGCAACUAACGUUGAAGAAAACACAGCAAACGACGCCCCAAUCUUUUACCGUCGACCUCGGACAAUGUCCUUACCAGCGAUCUACAGGGACGGCUCAUAUUUAAGAAUUAAGCGCUGCUCAAAUGCAUUGAGCCCUUGUAAGCGCAGAUAUUCGGAGCCAGGUGGAAUCGCGACGCAGCAUAUUAUUCAUCGCUUAUCGCUACUUUCGAGUGACAGCAGUGAAAGUGAAAAUGGCUUUUGCAAAAGAACCUCGGUUAAAAGCACGGAGGCAAGGUAUUCGGUUCGCGAGAGCUGUCUUGCGGAUGUAGUAACGCCUCGACGUCAUUCUGAUCCGAUGUGUUACACGAGAGAAAACGUGGAUCGAUCAGGGGUUUCUAGAGAACGGCGAGGUAAAUCGACAGGUAAGGAGUCAAUUACAUGCCUCAAAACGAAAAACUUAUCAGACUGUGUCAAAUCCAAAACGAGAAUUGAUAAUGAACAGACUGGCCAACCUGUGAGACGGCGAAAGUCUUCGCUCGUCCCUGUGCCUUUUCACUCGACGCAGCACAAGAUAAAAGAAGCUCAAUCUAAGGUAUCAAAUAGCCGCCCUUUAUCAUUCCCUCCCAGCGAAAAAAUCUACAAUAGACGAAGUAGUCUACCAUGUUUGAACAGACAGAGUGAAGCUGCAAAGGGAAGCGCCACAACUGCUGUUAACGCUAAUGAAUAUCUUGUAAACGAAGAACUCCAAGAGCUGGAUUCCGACGAAUCGAAGGAAGACAAAUACACCGCAAAUGCAGAUAUUUUGGUUCAGUGGAUGAAGUUUUUCGGCUGAUCGUUUGAAAUGCUUUACACACAGUGCCGUGAAACAAAACAAUCAUUAAUACUGACAGAUGACAAUAAAUGGUUUUUAGUUUUUCUUUUUUUUAACCAUUCAUUCAAAUGAGAAUCCACUGAAGACGAUGAAUUGUUUGUUUUGUAAUAAAUAAU